Drosophila willistoni is the source of this 643-nucleotide messenger RNA. It is a transcript of the gene PGRP-SC1a, whose product is annotated as peptidoglycan-recognition protein SC1a. Gene Ontology annotation, biological process: innate immune response; peptidoglycan catabolic process. The coding region runs from base 27 to 590 and encodes 187 amino acids. Lineage: Eukaryota; Metazoa; Arthropoda; Insecta; Diptera; Drosophilidae. Gene Ontology annotation, molecular function: peptidoglycan binding; zinc ion binding; N-acetylmuramoyl-L-alanine amidase activity. The record is from RefSeq and is a predicted model, not a curated record. The transcript has a single exon.
UUAACUAAUCAACUGAAUCGGCAAAUAUGGUAUCCAAGCAAUCGAUUGCUCUACUCCUAGCCGUGCUGGCCUGCAGCCAGUACAUGGUCCAGGGUGUCUAUGUUGUCUCCAAGGCUGAAUGGGGAGGACGUGCUCCCUCGUGGACUGUUGCUCUGGGCAACUACCUUGGCUAUGCCAUUAUUCACCACACCGCUGGAUCGUAUUGCGAAACUCGUGCUGCCUGCGGUGCAGUCCUCCGCAGUGUUCAGAACUAUCACAUGGACAGUCUGGGCUGGCCCGAUAUUGGCUACAACUUCCUGAUUGGCGGUGAUGGCGCUGUCUAUGAGGGUCGUGGCUGGAACCAUAUGGGUGCUCAUGCCGCUGAAUGGAAUCCCUACAGCAUUGGCAUCAGCUUCCUCGGCAACUUCAACUGGGAUACUUUGGAACCAAACAUGAUUGCCUCUGCCAAGGAAUUGCUUCAGGAUGCCGUCAACCGUGGUCAACUCAGCUCUGGCUACAUCCUUUACGGACAUCGUCAGGUCAGCGCCACCGAAUGCCCUGGCACCAAUAUCUGGAAUGAAAUUCGUAGCUGGUCUCACUGGGCUGCCUAAAUUUGCUCACAAGAAAAGAUCCUUUUUAUUAAUAAAUAUCCUUUGAAAAUUUA